Molecule: messenger RNA, 3287 nt
Organism: Triplophysa rosa
Lineage: Eukaryota; Metazoa; Chordata; Actinopteri; Cypriniformes; Nemacheilidae
Biological process (GO): proteolysis
Molecular function (GO): serine-type endopeptidase activity
Source: RefSeq, a predicted model, not a curated record
AUGGGCUCCAAUAAAGGGAUGACCACGCUGGAGAAGAAUCUUCUAAUCUUUUUAUUUGUGCUCAUGACUGCAGUCUGCAUUGGAAUAGUUGUGGUCUAUGUCAUCGAGAAGAACACCUCUACAAAUACAAAUACAGGAGACGAUGUGAUCGAUAAGGGAUGUGGGAGUUUGCAGGAGCUAACUGCGGCGUCGGGGGAAUUCUCCAGCGGGAAUUAUCCCAGCAGCUAUGACAGCGGUAUGAGCUGUAGUUGGCGUAACACGGUUGAUCACGGCCGAUAAGAUACAGGGUUUUUAAUCUAGGUGAUUCAUUUGUGGUUCGAAGACUUCUCUGUGGAAGACUGUGGAUUAUGUUAUGCAGAUUUUGUCACUCUCAGGGAUGAACUUGGAAUCAUCCGGAAGUAUUGCGGCUACUCCGCACCCAAACCCAUAGGAAACAGCCUUUCUGUGUUUUUUGACACCAACGAUGGACACGACGAGAAAGGAUUCAAACCUCUCUAUGCAUCUGACACACUCUCUCUCUUUGUCUCUUUUCUAGAAAUAGUUGGGGCUGGUGGUGUUCUUCAAGGUGACCGUGGGGAGCUGUUGACCCCUGGCUUUCCAGUGCAGAACUAUGAGAACGGAGCGCUCUACCAGUGGAAAAUACAGGUGCCGGAUGGGCAACGGGUCCGGCUAACGUUCACAGCCUUUGACCUUGUCCCAGAGUACUGUGGUGAUUUUGUGGACGUCUAUUAUGGCGCCUCAGAUGGUGGCAUCCAGUUGGGUCAUUUCUGUGGAAACGAGGUCCCAGCUCCAGUGGUGUCUGGCGGCAGUAUCAGUUCGAGCCAGACCGCUAAAGGCUUCAGCGCUGUCUACACCGUAACGACUGCCCCGCCCGUUACAACCCUGUCAACAACUACCACCAAUGCCACAACUACCCAACCAACCAGCAUCUCCAUUCAGACAACUGCCCGAACAGAUUCUGGCUGCGGGUCCCCCGGGAAGCCGUUCGGACGUAAAGGUCAGGUAAACUCCAUAAACUAUCCUCAGGCUUAUCCUGCCAACCUGUGAUGCUCCUGGGACAUCACGGUAGAUGAAGGCCUCCUCAUCAAAUUGCACAUCACCGAUCUCGCUGAUGUGGGUGAAUCUGAACAGAUGAAGUUGUGUCUCUCUCGCUCUCUCUCUCUCUCUGGAACACACUGCGGCUUCGUUCUUCCCUGUUCUGGUCACAUCAGUAACAAAAUGUCGCUCAGUUUUCAAUCAGACGUUCGACUGACCGACCGUGGAUUCUCUGCCUCAUGGGAGCCGGCCGUGUAUCCAGCGGACCUUGACGCCCUGCUGAUGCAGCUGGGAGCUCUGCCCAACGGCUAUCAGUGUUCUGUACUUGCAACCUGUUUCUGUGAGGGCUACAUCAAAUUUAUUACAGGCCCCUUUUGUGGCUCAAAAAUGCCUGGCGUCAUUGAAAGCACCUUAAAUGAAUUGGUCAUCUGUUUCCAUGCUCAUUGUUUCACCGAGGCCAAAGGUUUCCGAGCACACUGGACCACCGAUCCGACACUGACCACCCGUACAGAUCCUCCGGCACCACCCAACCCGUGGGACGACAUCACGAUAGAUUGGCCCCUUCAAUCCCUCCUCCGCCAAAGCUCACUCCUGGCCUUGGCAAGUAAUGCCGUUUGGCCUGAAUCUCAGCCCACGCCUGCAUUCUUUCAUACAUGUGGAGGAACUCUCAUCCAUUUUAAGAAUAAAAAUAAGCUUUAUGUCUCUAUUUGUUGCUCGACAUGUAACUCAACAGCUCCUAAAGUGGCCGGCAAUCAGGUCAAUGCCCUGCCUGUAGUGCCUUGUAGUGUAUAUAUGGACUAUUGGUGGUUCCAGGUGAAGCCCUCUAUGAUCUGCUGUGGUUACAUGUUACACGAUGAACUCAAGUCUGUGUGCCAGGGCGACUCAGGUGGGCCGUUGGUUUGUCAAUACAGCCCAUCGUCCCCCUUGGAGGUGUAUGGCAUCACCAGCUUUGGCCCCAUCGGCUGCAUCAUGGACAAAAAGUCCAGCGCAUUCACCCGAUCCUAUGCCUACCUCGACUGGAUUGAAAACAUCAUUCGGAAAGAUAUCUACGACCUCACCAGUUCUGGUUGUGGAGGACUCAAAGAUCUGGUUGGCACCAAAGGUUUUCUGUCAUCAACAAACUAUCCUGACAGUUAUGGAGCUUCCUGCCAGUGGAAUAUUCGUGUGCCUACAGGGAAAAACGUCCAUCUCCACUUUAGCAACUUCUCCCUGGAGAAGACCACACUGUGCCUCAACGACAAAGUCACUCUCAGCGAUAACAUCGGCUCAGUUACCCACUGUAGCACAUCUCCACCGAGAGAUUUGGUCACGGCUGGCGACAUACUGUCUGUCAGUUUCUCCUCCAAUGACAAAGUUGUGGACUUGGGGUUCGGUGCCCAUUGGAAAGCAGUUGAUCCUGCUGACAUCGAGAUUAAGUAAUAGCACAGAGAGCACUUUACCGCCGUUGGUUGCGGGGGGCACUUCACCAGUGAACAGGGGGAGUUACAGUCCAUCCCUUCUGCCAGGAGAAUUUAUGUGGUAUUUACUCACUUUGAACUGCAGGCCGUCAACCUGCUGGGAAAGUGUGUGGAUUAUGUGGAGAUCUUCAAUUCCAGUGACUUAUCAAUGGAUAAGACUACAGUAUCUUUUUUAGACAAAUUCUGCGGCUUUGUUCAACCAUCCCUGAGUCUCCCUUAUAACAAAAUCACCAUCCGUUUCCUAAGUAACGCAGCUGGACAGGAAAAGGGUUUCCGGGGGUACUGGACCACAGAUCCAAGUGUUUUUCCCACUCUCCCCCCUCCUCUGCCCAAUCCAUGGGAUGACAUUCUCAUCAGGUGACUCAGGUGGCCCGUUUGUGUGCAAGCAGACAGGCACUGGAGCAUCAUGGGAAGUUCACGGCGUGGUGAGCUUCAGGCCCCGGGGCUGCAUUGUGGAUAAGAAGCCCUCUGUGUCAGCCUUUAGUCACUGGAUAGAGGACAACAUCAAGCGUUACACCUACGAGAACAUGUCAAGAUGACCCCGAAUUGUCUGAGAAGAGACGGGGGUAGUGUACUAACCAGGAAAAAGGCAAAAAGUUUUUCUGUGUGAAAUAAAAAGGAUGAGUGGAUUCAUAAAAAAAAACAUCAAAAGAUGAUCAUAAAUAGAACAUUUCAAAACAUUUUGUACAAAGUUCUAAUAAUAAAAGCAUAGUUUUACAUCGCUCCACAAAACGGCGCCUAAUAAAACAUUUUUGUUAAAGGGAUAGUUCACUCAAAAAUGAAAAUUAUGUCAUC